CUGACCUGUGUUCAAACUCAACAUAUUUCACACAUUUAGUUUAUCAUUACCGAUCUAUCAACAUGCUUUGGGAAAAGCCAGGUGGCGGUGAACCAGCCCAGACUACUUGGGACCUCAAGGAGCCCUUGACGGUCAAAUGGUCCCAUGUCUCUGGAGAGGAGAACAAGACCUUUUGCAUCUACCUUACCAACCGCGUUGACUAUCCUCCAGUGACCGAGCUCGUCCUGCGAUACGCGGUCAUGGGCCGAGAUGAGGUUACCAUCCCUCCACCUGGACCGAUGGAUGUCCCUCUCAAUUGCAACUAUCGCCUUUGGGCUAGUGCCUGUGGAGACCCUGAGACUAUCUAUGCUGAGACGGAGCUGUUCUGCAUUGACGUUAGGGACAAUGCUGAUCUCUAGUUGAUGCCCGACCUACUGAACUUGCUGCAGUGCACAGGGUAUCUGGAUUGCGAUGUAGCUUGAAUCAUUGAGGAAUGUCUACGAUACGCCAAUCACCGUCG
Messenger RNA from Aspergillus piperis CBS 112811, 499 nucleotides. RefSeq lists its product as uncharacterized. The record is from RefSeq and is a predicted model, not a curated record. Lineage: Eukaryota; Fungi; Ascomycota; Eurotiomycetes; Eurotiales; Aspergillaceae. The transcript has 3 exons. Bases 63 to 398 code for a protein of 111 amino acids.